AUGCAGCUCAUGAAGUCCAUUUUCCUUCUGGGCCUCUUCGCGGUCCAGUCCUUGGCUGAGCCAAUCCGCGUGGCCCGAUCUCCAAGCCCAGCCGUCGCCGAAUAUCAGCGCGCAGUGGCCUCGCACAAUGACAAGAGACAAAAUGGCUACGUCGAGUGGCCAGUGGGGGACGAUGUCCCAAACGUUGAUAUGCGAGAUUUCGACAAGGUUGGCCGUGGCGGAUCAAUUAAGACCGAUGGCCUUGCGAGCUGUAUCGCCAUCGUCGUCUACAACAAGACCCCGCAGGACGAUGAUAACGACAAGUUUCUCGCGCACAUCUCGGCGCUCGGAUGGGAGGACCAGCUGACCCCCUUUUUCGAGGCCAUGGACCUUUCAGACCCACGCGUCAUGAUCAUCGUUCCCCUGCCUGAAGAAACCGAUUCCCCGGCUGUCAUGAAAAAGGUCAACGAGGAUUUGAUCGCAAGGGUCUUUGACGAGUGGGAAGACUACGAUCCCAAGGCGUACGUCCGCGACGGAGCCCGCGUGAACGAACGUGGUGGUUCUCGCCUUUGGGUCGACGGUGACAAUGUUGUUCACUGGAGUGUUACCGGAGCCGUGAUUGAACCUCGCUAA
Messenger RNA from Colletotrichum karsti, 612 nucleotides. RefSeq lists its product as uncharacterized. The coding region runs from base 1 to 612 and encodes 203 amino acids. The transcript is spliced from 3 exons. Lineage: Eukaryota; Fungi; Ascomycota; Sordariomycetes; Glomerellales; Glomerellaceae. The record is from RefSeq and is a predicted model, not a curated record.